Phalaenopsis equestris is the source of this 3234-nucleotide messenger RNA. RefSeq names its product beta-galactosidase 2-like. Bases 308 to 2782 code for a protein of 824 amino acids. Gene Ontology annotation, biological process: carbohydrate metabolic process. The record is from RefSeq and is a predicted model, not a curated record. Gene Ontology annotation, cellular component: vacuole; cell wall. The transcript is spliced from 19 exons. NCBI's taxonomy places the organism in Eukaryota, Viridiplantae, Streptophyta, Magnoliopsida, Asparagales, Orchidaceae. Gene Ontology annotation, molecular function: beta-galactosidase activity; carbohydrate binding.
CGCCCCUACUCGUCGCCUACCACGGCAAGUUCUGAUGCCUUUCCAGCCGCCACUAGCCUUAGCCUCCACCAUUCUCUCUCACUUUAGUUGGGAUAUGGCGCAUAGGAAAACAGAAGCUGGACGAAAGUGACGGAAAAGGAAGUAUAAAAUAAACAGAGCUUAGCUGGUUUCCUCUUCUGCUUCUUUAUCUUCCUUCUACUCUCUUCUUUCCUUUUCGUUUCUUCGUCUUCACCGCCACCAUAAUCAAAACAUCAACUUGAGUGGAUUAAAGAGUUGCGCAGAAGAAAAAAAGCAAUCUUUUUCUUUAAUGGGCACCGGGUGGCUGGUGGUGGUGACGGCGGCGCUUCUGUUGUCUCUACUUACCCCGGCGGCCGCCUCAGUUGCCUACGAUCACAAGGCAAUAAUCAUAAAUGGUCAGCGAAGGAUUCUCAUUUCCGGGUCCAUUCACUAUCCGAGAAGUACCCCUGAGAUGUGGCCGGAUCUGAUUCAGAAGGCUAAAAAUGGAGGUUUGGACGUUAUACAAACCUAUGUCUUCUGGAAUGGACACGAGCCCUCUCCUGACCAGUAUUUUUUUGAGGAUAGAUAUGAUCUGGUUCGCUUCAUCAAGCUAGUGCAGCAGGCUGGCCUCUAUGUCAACCUUCGCAUUGGACCCUACAUUUGCGCUGAGUGGAAUUUUGGGGGAUUCCCAGUCUGGCUAAAAUACAUUCCUGGGAUCCGGUUCCGAACGGAUAACGAGCAUUUCAAGGCUGCAAUGGAGAAAUUUACAGCAAAGAUAGUUUCUAUGAUGAAGGCUGAAAAUCUAUUCGAGUGGCAAGGUGGCCCCAUCAUCCUUUCUCAGAUUGAGAACGAAUUUGGGCCACCCGAGUAUGAUCAAGGAGAACCUGCCAAGAACUAUGUAGCAUGGGCUGCAGGAAUGGCGGUCGGUCUCGACACAGGAGUCCCAUGGAUCAUGUGCAAACAAGAUGAUGCUCCCGAUCCUGUUAUUAACACCUGCAAUGGUUUUUAUUGUGAUUACUUCUACCCAAACCAACCUUAUAAACCUACCAUGUGGACAGAAGUUUGGACAUCCUGGUUCACUGGAUUUGGAGUUCCUGUGCCACAUCGGCCUGUUGAAGACUUGGCCUUUUCUGUUGCGAAAUUUAUACAGAAAGGUGGAUCUUUUGUCAACUACUAUAUGUACCAUGGAGGAACGAAUUUUGGCCGCACAGCUGGUGGUCCUUUCAUUGCAACUAGUUAUGACUAUGAUGCUCCAAUUGAUGAAUUUGGUCUAUUGAGGCAACCAAAAUGGGGCCACUUGCGAGAUCUACAUAGAGCUAUCAAAUUGUGUGAGAUGGCUUUGGUUUCUAGUGAUCCUGUUGUGACUUAUUUGGGAAAUUCUCAAGAAUCACAUGUUUUCAGGUCAAAUUCUGGAGACUGUGCUGCAUUUCUUGCCAACUAUGAUGUGAAAUCUUAUGCUAGAGUUACUUUUAAUGGAAUGCAUUAUGACCUUCCUCCUUGGUCUAUUAGUAUCCUUCCAGACUGUAAAACCAUAGUUUUCAAUAGUGCACGGGUAGGAGCUCAGACCUCACUAAUGCAAAUGAAUUGGCUUAGAGGUUUCUCUUGGCAAUCAUACAAUGACGAUACCAACUUUAAUGACGAAUUAUCAUUCACCACUACAGGGUUAUUGGAGCAAAUAAAUGUGACCAGAGAUAUCACUGAUUAUCUGUGGUAUACAACUUAUGUUGACAUAAAUGAAACUGAAGGCUUUUUGAAGGGUGGAUAUUAUCCUGUUCUCAGUGUAAUGUCUGCCGGUCACUCUCUGAACGUUUUUAUUAACGGGCAAUUAUCAGGUACGUCAUAUGGCGGCGUUCAGGAUCCCAGGCUUACAUAUUCUGGAAAUGCGAUGUUGCGUGCUGGAAGCAACACAAUUUCUAUCUUAAGCGCAUCAGUUGGGCUUCCAAAUGUUGGGGAGCAUUUUGAGACAUGGAAUGCUGGGAUUCUUGGACCGGUGGUGUUAAGUGAUCUUGAUGAAGGAUGGAGAGACCUGACAUGGCAGAAAUGGACUUACCAGGUCGGGUUGAAAGGGGAGGCUCUAAAUCUGCAUGCUCUCACUCAAAGCUCCGAAUGGGGCGACGUAGAUGCAAACAAGCCUUUAACAUGGUACAAGGCCUUCUUUGAUGUGCCAAGUGGGAAUGAUCCAUUGGCAUUAGAUAUGAGCAGCAUGGGAAAGGGACAGAUAUGGAUAAAUGGGCAAAGUAUUGGCAGGUAUUGGCCUGCAUACACUGCAAGCGGUGAUUGCAGUUCAUGCGAUUACCGUGGAGAGUACAAUGAGAAAAAGUGCCAAAGUAAUUGCGGGGAACCCUCGCAAAAAUGGUACCAUGUUCCUCGCUCAUGGCUAAACCCAACUGGGAACUUACUGGUUGUGUUUGAAGAAUGGGGCGGGGAUCCAACCGGGAUUUCACUGGUUGCCAGAACUGUAGGGAGUGUCUGUGCUUACGUUUCUGAAUGGCAGCCAUCCAUAGCCAACUGGAGAACCAAAGAGUAUCGGAAUCCUAAGGUUCAUCUGUCUUGUGAGCAAGGAAAGAAUAUAACAAGCAUAAAAUUUGCAAGCUUUGGCACUCCAGAAGGUCUCUGUGGAGGUUACUCGGAAGGCAGCUGCCAUGCUCAUAAAUCUUAUGGUUUAUUUGAGAAGAGGUGCAUUGGUCGUCAGUCAUGCGCCGUAGCAGUUGUUCCUGAAGUUUUUGGCGGAGAUCCGUGCGAGGGGGUAAUGAAGUCAGUUGCAGUGGAGGCCAUCUGUGGGUGAAGUCCAGUUACAGAAUCAGUUGUUACAGAAUCAUGAAUCAAAUUUUCUCGUAUUCACACAAAUUUUUACAGGUUUUUAAGCUUCAAUUCUUAUAAAUAGAUUAUGGCAUUGGUAGUUUGGUGCAUUGGUGAUAAUGGUGUAGGCAGAAGGCAGCACCAUGAUUGCAGUAGAUAAGUAGAGUUUACAAAUGGGAAUUGUUGGAUGCAGAAAGUAAUCAAGAGGUUGAAGAUCAGAACUUUGACUUACAGAGGAAGAGGAAUCUCAAUUUCAGUUUGUUAUGUUACGAACUGUGGCCAUUGAUUUUGACUUCAGUUUGAAGCUUGUGGGAUUUUUUUUUUUUUAAAUCAUUGGAGCAUUUUGAUUCAAAAUUCUUGUUUCAAUCUUCUGAUAAUUGAAUACAUCAUCUUGUAUCUAUUUAUUCCAUUGAAUGGAUUUCUGUAUGAUGGACCAUA